CAGAUCGAUAAGUGGUGGACUGUAGUCCGGAUGUCGCGUAUAUCAAAAAAGACGCAUCACGUGUUGAUAAGGUUAAUCAACGGCGAUAACGUGUUGAGCAUUUAGCUUAGUCCAUCGUGAGCAGCCGUAAAACAAGUGUUUGUCAGUGUUUUUGACACACGAACAGCUGACGCGGCACAACCGGCGCAGCUGAUGUAAUCAUGAAUAACUUGACGCACGCGCAUCACGAAAAGUUCUAUUAUGAAUCACGUAUCGUGGGAUAACACAAUAUGCGAUGUUGAACAAAUAUUAUGAUGUCUACUAAUCGAAUUAUGCUCUAUUGACUCUUAGGAAUGUCCCAUCAAGCUAACAGGGCUUGUGUCGUCGAAGCGGAUGACCUUGUGCCCAUCUUGACACCCGCCGUCGAUAUUUUACCGCGAUUAAAGACCUUGGCCGCUCAUUUCACCUCCAAAUACAAUGUGGAACCUUCCUUCUUCGCUCGAGUGCCGGGAAGAGUGAAUCUGAUAGGCGAGCACAUCGAUUAUUGCGGAUAUGCCGUCUGUCCAAUGGCUAUUGAACAAGAUAUCCUUGUUGCAGUGGCACUGUCAAAAUAUAGCGAUAUUUGCCUCACUAAUGUUGAUCCUAAAUACAAGGAGUUUCAAUGCAGUUUCGAGAACGUAGGAUCUUGCAUUAGCGACAGUGAGAGCGGACCGGCAUGGUACAAAUAUUUUUUGUGCGGUGUAAAAGGAGCAUUGGAAGUGAUCCCGACAGAGUCCGUUCCUACGGGAGUUCUGGUUGCGGUGUGGGGUAACAUACCUCCUAAUUCUGGCCUCUCAAGUUCUAGUGCGCUCGUCUCGGCCGCUCUCCUUUCAAUUGUACAUGCCAGUCAGAUUCAAUUGUCGAAGCAUGAAUUGGCAACUAUCAGUGCUCGAGCAGAGAGACAUAUCGGAACUCAAGGUGGAGGAAUGGAUCAGGCCAUCGCUUUUCUUGGAAAAGCUGGUUCUGCAAAGUUGAUAAACUUUAAUCCUUUACGUGGCAUCGAUGUAACACUACCAGAGAAUGCAGUCUUCGUAAUAGCGCAUAGUCAAGCUUAUCACAACAAAGCCUCGACUACCGACUUCAAUCUCAGAGUUGCAGAAUGUCGAUUAGCUGCACAGAUGAUAGCUAAGAAGAGAAAUAAAGAUUGGGAGCAUGUUCAAAGAUUAAUCGACAUUCAAGAGAAACUCGCUUUGGACUUGGACGAGAUGGUUACUGUAGUAAUGACGGAUUUGCACGAGCAGCCGUAUACUCUUGAUGAGAUCUGCGAGAGUCUUGGUACAGACUAUGAACGAUUGAAGAAGACGUCUCUCAUCAGUUCCUUUAAUACCUCGCAAACGUUCAAGCUGCAGCAACGGGCGCUGCACGUUUUUCAAGAGGCUAGCAGAGUGCUCGCGUUUCGCCGUAUAAACGAGGAAAGCGGUAUAAUGGAACUCGAGAAGCUUCAACAUCUGGGCAGUCUGAUGUCAAAGAGCCACGCCAGUCUCCAUAAGCUGUACGAAUGCAGCCAUCCUAGCGUAGACUCACUCGUCGAAAGAGCUAUAUGUUGCGGCGCAUAUGGCGCCAGACUCACAGGAGCUGGUUGGGGCGGUUGUAUCGUGGCAAUCAUUGAUAAAAACGACGUCCAACAAUUUGUGGAUACUUUGCGAACGUAUCUCUAUCAGAACAGCACAGAGGACCGGGUGGAGCUCAAGAAUAUGGUAUUUCCGACGGCACCGAACCAGGGUGCUAUUAUUUACACUGUGUCAACACUGUUUUAAAUCAUAAAACUCGCAGUAUAAUAAAUAUAGUGGCUUUCCUUGGCUCGCGACGUCACGCCAUACCUUUUUGUUGACAUUCCAUUAUUUUCUCCUCACCUCACUUUACUUUACGUUCCUCUCUCUCUGACCUGCUUUUUUUCAUUCUUUAUCACAAAUUUUAAUUGACAAAAAAACAUCACCUGUGCCAUGCAAUCUCCCUCUGGUUGUUGACGUUCGAUCCACCACCGAAUGAAUAGUAUGUAUUAUGUUGUUCCUUGCUGUAUAUAUGAAUUACCUAGUUUAUCAUAGUAUAAUUAAAUUUCUGAAUGUAAUAUCUCUUAUAAUAGCGCACAACAGUUUCAAAACGAAGAUUGACAGUAAUUCAAGCUAUAAUUAUUAUGUUAAAAAUUAACAUAUUAAUCUUUAUCUCUUUUCUACGACUAUUAGAUGUAAAGAUAUAAUUAUAACAUAUGAAAAGAGUUAUAAUCCACUAUUCUAAAAAUAUAAAUCGUACUA
Messenger RNA from Camponotus floridanus (Florida carpenter ant), 2270 nucleotides. It is a transcript of the gene Galk, whose product is annotated as N-acetylgalactosamine kinase. NCBI's taxonomy places the organism in Eukaryota, Metazoa, Arthropoda, Insecta, Hymenoptera, Formicidae. The record is from RefSeq and is a predicted model, not a curated record. The transcript has 11 exons. Bases 333 to 1775 code for a protein of 480 amino acids. Gene Ontology annotation, molecular function: galactokinase activity; ATP binding. Gene Ontology annotation, biological process: galactose metabolic process; carbohydrate phosphorylation. Gene Ontology annotation, cellular component: cytosol; cytoplasm.